GAGUGAGUGGUUGCGCUUCAGAGCAGCGGCACCGCUUCUGAGGACGCGGUGACGGCCACAGCGACACCUCUAUACACAGACAGAGAGACAGAGAGAGAGAGAGAUGCGUUUGUCUAACAGCGUCGUCGGGCGUCGCAAGUGCUGAUCCGAGCGUCUCACGGCUUUCUUUUCAUGAACGCGCCCCCAUUGUCAACCUGCCGGGGGGGGCCCCCCAAAAGUGGAGCAGAGCCCGGCUUCUAUGAAUGGGAUGCUCGGUUCCCAGGCUGACUGGAUUUAAGGAGCAUCACUAUUCAUUCCAAGGUCUCUAACAAGCAUCACAUAUAAGAUCUGGAAGCUCUUUUUGUAGUCUGACUGCAUCUUUUCCUACCACUUUGUACAAAACAAAACACCUGAUCAGCCGCCAUGCCCAUCUUAAAGCAGCUAGUGCCAGGCUCCUCCCAGACCAAGCGCCGCUCACGCAUGGACCUGACAAGGGAGAUGAUCAGUGCUCCGCUGGGCGACUUCCGCCACACUAUGCAUGUAGGUCGCAGUGGUGAUGCUUUCGGAGACACCUCCUUCCUCAGCACCCGCUCAGGGGAACCUCCCCCCGAGACCACAUCUUUCCCCCGCUCGCCCAGGCCUGGCCUCCUGUCUCGUACCUUCAGGAGCAGCAAACGCUCGCAGUCUGUGACCAGAGUGGAUCAACAGAGGGACAACACCCUGGCCGUCCCGGGUGAGUCGCCUACCUAUGUGAAGACUGCCAUGUCUCUGCCCUUUCUCAAUGAUGAAGACAGAGGGGACAGUCUGGUAGCAAAGAGUCUGUCCUCAAGUCCUUUAAAGCAGCAAGGGGAGGUGGAUGGGAGAGGUGCAGCUGCAGCCACUCACUUCCUGGAACUGGAGGAGCGAAGCUUCGGUGAGCUGACUGAGCUUCCGGAGAGCUCCCAUCACUAUGGAGGUGGAAUGAAGCACGCCGUGUCAGUAAUGUCUUUCCAUGUCGAUCUGGGACCCUCCAUGCUGGGUGACAUCCUGGGGGUGAUGGAAAAAGAGGAUGACGAUCUUGGCUACGAGGAGGGCAAGAGCAGCGAGGGCCGUGCCUCACCACCCCUCAGCACCCACGGGGAGGAAGAGGAUAGUGUGGAGAAGGGAAAAGAUGACGAUACAGAGGAUCAGAUAGAGGCAGAGGAAGAAGAGGCAGAACUGCAGCAACAGCCCCCUAUGCACCCGGUCAGCUCAAUUGAUCUGGGGCCAGAGAACGGAGGGCCCUACAUCCCAGAGUAUACCCCUGAGCCAAGGCCCAAACACUUGCAGCAUCUAGACAGCUGCUCCAUGUCCAGUUCUGGCUCUGCUGCCCUGGAUGAGAAACCAAACAGUCAAACCUAUGCAGGAGAUACAGACAGCGCCACCUUUAGUGCCCCGCCAGAGGAGGAGAGCAACUUCUCCUCUUUCUUGGAGGAUGAAGAUGAUGAGAUCCAUGUAUGAGAUUCCAAACCCUUCUAAAAAAGUACAAAAGAGCUCUGGAAGGGGUUUAUGUGAAACUAGCAAGUCCUUUGACAGUGUGGAUUUGCACUUGAAGACACCGUGGUCGGGUACUGUGGGAAUGGGACUGUGAAGAAGACGGAGGACUCUUACUUUGUAGGGCUGCAAAGAGAGUGUGACUGUUCCCUUAGGAUUGAGCCCAAACUCGAUCUGUCAGCGAGCGUUACCCUCCACUUGCUGUUUGUCUGUCAAUCCGUCUCUCCCUUUUGAACACUGAGGGAGCUGACAUGGAAGGGCAGCCACUUUCUGACUGUGGAACAUUCCAAGGCUACGCAGGGAGACAGAGGGGUUAGAAAGGAACUUUUGUAGGAAAAACACUUUCCAUAGCUAAAGCUCACGCUCACGCGCUCCCUCUCUUCAUCCUCGCUCACUCACUUGACUUGUCACAUGUGCUUUUUUUUCUUUUGGUUUGCCUUCUCUCUUGUUCUCUUUCUCGCUCUGGCUGUUGAACAUCAUGAGGCCUGAGCUGGACAAAAAUGUCACCACAGGAUCACUGGUGGGUAUCUUGUCACAAUAAAGGGGACUGUGUUUGGGACUGGAGCCUGAAGUCCUGCCAUGAGCCUCUUUCAUCUGAAAAUACUGUAUUAUACUAGAGUACCAUGGAUCUGUCAGUUUUCUCCCUUACGUAACUCAGGGUCCUUAUGACGCUGCACAAAAGUUGCCAUUUCUUGCUGUAAAGCUGGACCACACGGCCCAAACCAAAAUUCCCUUGUUUUUGAUUCACGUUGAGCACCACAACGGCUUAGCCUUGGUGUAAAUGAAAGAAAACAGGGCUAUAAAGCUAAUGGUGAUACACUGGCCUACAUUACCUACAAAGUGCAUAGUGUUACUACAGGAAUCUACAGGUGUGAACAGUGUUUGUACACUGGGGAAGGACUAAACACCGAGUUUGUCAUCUCCUUGUCAGUGAACAGAUUUUUUUUUUUUAUUUCACCCUGAAGCCCUAAUGGUGGGGAUUUUUACAGAUUUCCGUGAACUGACACAAACUGGUUAGCCUCCAUCUCCUGAUCUAUCAAUUCAGACUGAAACUGAAUAGAGACUGAUAACCACUUCCUUCCUUAUUUUUCAUACAUCUGCAAAAGUGCAGUGGUGCAAGGGAACCGUAUAAAAGAUGCUGAUCCUCUUUAGUCCAGGGGCUGCAUUUUACACAUAAAACAGUUUCCACCACUACUUUAGGGUUUACAGUGUGUAUUGUGGAAAAUUAGUGCACCAGCAGGCACAAUUAAACCGCACACUACUUCUGUUUGGUGUUUUAAUACCUGCUGUUUUUUUUUUUUUUUAACUUUAAAAUAUCUUUGCUAUAUUUGUGUUUAUGUCUGUCUUGAAGAGUGGAUGAAAAAGAAGACACAGCCAGCAAUAGAUGCAAGAGCAUUUAGAAAAGAUUGCUAUUUUUGUUCAAGUUGCAUAGUCAUUGCAGCUUGACUGUAUCUCUUGCAUCAUUAAAAGCCGUGGCCAGAAGUAUUGAGGCUCAGUUGCGCUGAUUGAUUUCACUGCCUUAACUGAAACUGACAUGUGCCAAAUGAUAAUUUUCUAGCCAAAAAUAAUUUCAGUUGUGAAGCUCACUUUUGGGAGAGCCUGCCAGAGCUGGCUGUCACUUCGUUCUCUGUAUCUGUAAUCACUGUUGAAUUUAAGUUAAGAUUGAGAUCAGCUUGCAGAUUUAAAAGGAAAAAAAAAAAAAAAAAAAACUAAAUUAAAAUAAAUCUUGUUUAAA
Xiphias gladius (swordfish) is the source of this 3226-nucleotide messenger RNA. It is a transcript of the gene cdc42ep4a, whose product is annotated as CDC42 effector protein (Rho GTPase binding) 4a. Bases 403 to 1458 code for a protein of 351 amino acids. The record is from RefSeq and is a predicted model, not a curated record. The transcript is spliced from 2 exons. Lineage: Eukaryota; Metazoa; Chordata; Actinopteri; Istiophoriformes; Xiphiidae.